UUUGCUUUUAGCUCGGGCAACAAAACACGCGUAAUAGUUGCAAACAAUUAAAUAGUUUUAAUAUAAUUCAAUGCAAAGUAUUAUAGCAAAAUAAUAAAAAAAGGCAAUGAUGAAAUUUCUUACAUCCACGACAAAGUAUUUACUGAAAAAUUCACAGCAGCUCCCAUUCAGGCGAAGCAUUUCUGCGCUAUAUAUAACAGGCGAUAAAGCGAAAAAUAAUUAUGCGCCACUUCAGCCGUACAUGGAUUUUGAGGGAACGUUCAAAGACUUGGCGCCUCUGGAAGAAAGUAUUAAAGCUCGAAAAAUGCAAAUAAACCUCGACGAAAUGCGAGUAAAAUACACCAAAUACCUCGGCAUGCAGAAACAAAUCAAAGAAGUUGAAGCUGAGCGUGAGGUUUUAACUAAAAAGUUGAAAGAACUAAAUAAAACAGGUGCUGCAAAUAGUGUUGAAACAGAACAAUUGAAGAAAACAGGUGUUAAUUUACGAAAUAAGUUAAAAUCACUUAAAACACAGAAGUAUCCAAUUGAAGAGGACUUCGUGCACGCUUUUUUAAACUUGCCCAAUACCUUGCAUCCACAAUGUCCGCACAGUAACGUUGAAAAGUUGUUAUAUCGCAGUCAAACACCACGUUGUGAGGAACAAAAACCAACACAUUUGGCCAACAAAGACCUAAUACACUUUAUCAAUAAUGACCGUUACUAUAUGUUUGGGGAACUUGCAGAGUUUGACGUUUUCAGCAUGCAAGCAUUAACGAAUUACUUUGUUACUAAAGGUGGUUUCAUGCAAAUGUCUAACCCCGACUUCGUGCGUUUAGUGCUUCUUGAAGCGAGUGCAACACCACUAGAAAGUUAUCAUCUGGUGAAAGAGGAGGAUCUUAUAAGCGAAGUAAAUCGUGCAUACUUAACAGGUGGUGCAACAUUCGAGGGAUUCCUAGGUGCUUUUGCACGUUUGGUGGUAUAUCCGACUGCAUUACCACUACCAUGCGUGGCAGCCGGUAGAAGCUAUGUUAAAGUUCCAAGUAACAGUAGUCAAAUAGAAAAUCUUUUCACUGCCACACAAAGCAAUGCCGUGCAAACAUUUGUGGCCACGCAAACGGCCGAUGAUGCACAGAAACAAAUGGAGACCAUUUUAAAUUUAGCUGUAGAUUUUUACAAAGAAUUGGGCGUGCAUUUUCGUGUUGUCUAUGCGGAUGCAAGUGCGUUAACAAAUGCAGAGUGUUUACGUGCAAAUAUUGAAAUAUUCUCGCCGGCAGAGCAGCGUUACAUUUGUGUGGGUAGUGUUAGCAAUUACAGUGAUUACGUUUCGAAACGUAUCAUGUUUUGUAUACGUGAGAAGACUGGAUAUGCUUUUCCGCAUUUGGUGGGCGGGAAUGUGCUGCACACAACCAGACUGAUAGCAUUGCUCAUGGAAAAUGGUGUAAACCUAGAAGACUGUAAAUUACUUGGCGAUGUCAACAGUGAAGCAUCAGCUGGAAGUGCUGCUUUGAAUGAGUUUAAAGAUUUAUUUAAAUAGGAAAUAGAAAGUAUGGAAAAGGCGAUUUUCUUAUGUUUUCAUUGAAAAUGCUUGCAUUUAAA
Molecule: messenger RNA, 1575 nt
Organism: Ceratitis capitata (Mediterranean fruit fly)
Lineage: Eukaryota; Metazoa; Arthropoda; Insecta; Diptera; Tephritidae
Gene: Slimp
Product: serine--tRNA synthetase-like protein Slimp
Exons: 2
Coding region: 107-1513 (468 amino acids)
Biological process (GO): seryl-tRNA aminoacylation
Cellular component (GO): mitochondrion
Molecular function (GO): serine-tRNA ligase activity; ATP binding; tRNA binding
Source: RefSeq, a predicted model, not a curated record